Hibiscus syriacus is the source of this 5317-nucleotide messenger RNA. RefSeq lists its product as uncharacterized. Gene Ontology annotation, biological process: RNA 3'-end processing. Gene Ontology annotation, molecular function: poly(A) RNA polymerase activity; mRNA binding. NCBI's taxonomy places the organism in Eukaryota, Viridiplantae, Streptophyta, Magnoliopsida, Malvales, Malvaceae. Bases 89 to 4780 code for a protein of 1563 amino acids. Gene Ontology annotation, cellular component: nucleolus; TRAMP complex. The record is from RefSeq and is a predicted model, not a curated record. The transcript is spliced from 18 exons.
UUACCUUCUUCUUGUGAAGCUCAAUCUUUCUGCUUUGUAAGAGAGGAAAAAAAAACUGAAAAUAAUAAUAAUAAAAAGGCAGCAAAUAAUGUCCCAAUCAAACCCUAGUUUCCCUCCCAAAUCUCUGACCAAAUCGUUCAUGGCUCAGAACCAAGUCAUGGACUCACUCACUUCCCACAUCUCGCUCUACCAUUCCCUCUCCCACGAUCCCAACCCUAAACCUAACACCAAUCAAAGGUCUUCAAUCCUCAAAUGGUUCUCGUCUCUCACCGUCCAUCAGCGCCUAGGUCACCUCACGACCGUCGAUUUCACGUUCACCCAGCUCCUCAUCCAAAUGCUCGGCAAGCUUCGUGCGCGUGGCCACGGCUACUUCAUUAUCCUUCCUGAUCUUCCCUCGCGCGAUCCUCCCUUCCUCCCGGGCCUCUGUUAUAAACAGUCACGUGGUCUCCUCUCUAGGGUUGCCCAGUCCGAUGAGUCGGAACUACGAGUUUUUGAGUCGAUUCGGUUGUUCGGAUCCAGAGAAGGUGAGAAAAUCGACGAGUGUUCGUGUUCGGUGAAUAGUCUCGAUUCCAUGACGGUGGCCGAAGAGUUGGUUGAAAAUGUGGAACGGUUUGUUGAGACCAUGGAUGGAGUAUCAAACGGUGCGUUUCUGAGAGGGGAAGAGAGCGAAUUGGUGUCGGAUUGGACUGAGCUAGAGUGGUUAAAAUCAAAAGGGUAUUACAGUAUCGAGGCUUUUGUUGUAAAUAGAUUAGAGGUGGCGUUGAGAUUGGCGUGGCUGAAUUGUAAUAGUGGGAAGAGAAGAGGGGUGAAGUUGAAAGAGAAGAUGAAAGCUGCAGGGGUAGCUGUAAAUGUGUAUUGGAGAAAGAAAGGAUGCUUGGAUUGGUGGGUCAAUUUGGGUGAUGCAAUGAGGAAGAAAGUAUUUAAUACGGUUUUCGGGAAAGCUGCUAAAUCUCUGAUUUUCGAGGUACUGAAGGCAGCAGGUAGUGCCUCAGAGGAUGAGAUGUGGCUUUUUAAUGCAGGAACAGUGGAGCGACCUUUGAGGUAUACCAAUUAUGGUGAAAAACUGUUUGGAACCACCCUAAAUCCCCUGGAGGAUGCAGAAUUUGGCGUUACUAUUACUGCAAAUUCUCGUUCUGGAAAGCCUACUACCCUAACCAAUGUCUUCAGUAGCUUGUUUGUGCUUCAGGAUAUUGUUACUGUCGUCCUAUCUUGUCAUCGCCAUUGUGAUGCGGAAAAGGUGUUUUUUAGCAGAUUAGGCUCUGUAAGUUCCAUCAUUGAUAGUAUAUUCAGAAAACUGCGAGGAUUUCUCAUGGUUAUUUCACUGGAUUGCACAAAGCUUGAACUUCUCGGAGAGGGAAAUUUUAACUCUUCGUCCGAUAAAUCCAAGGGUAGGCUCAGUGCAUCUAGUCGUAAGAAAAAAGGGAAGUCUCGAAACACAAAAAACCAAAAUCCUGCUCCAAAGAGAGAGGUAGAUGACCUUCCACCAGAAAAACCUGUUAAGGAUCUUGCGUACGAAUUGACUCAUAAUAAGAAAGCAGAUUUGACGGAGUCCACCAAGAUGAGUGAUAUACCUCAUGAUAAAGAUGUACAUACCCAACCAGUUGUUGGAAAAGGACGAGCUGCAUCAAGGAAGAGCCGUAAGGAAAAGAAUAAAAGCAAACGUUCUUGCAUCAAUGAUAAAACUGAAGUAAAAUCUUUCAAGAAGGCAGUCACAGGGCCUUCAUCAUCUUUUAUUUCUCAAGAUGAGGCAACAAAUUCCAAUGAGGUAUUGGACGAAUUAAGUAUAGGACAGAAUGUUCUAACUGAUGCAAUAAGUCAUAGCAACAAUCUUGAACCAAUUUCAAGUAUUAGUGGACCAGAUAAGCAACUUUUCAGGGAGGAUAUUGCCAUGCAUGUGCAAGAUCAUGAGGUUGGUUCAUCGAAUGGUUUCUCUCAUAUAGGUACAGGGUAUCAGCAGUACUCGGAAGAUAUUAUUGUGAAUGAAAUCAUUCCUACCAGAGAAGUGGAUUCAAAAUGUAAACGAGAAUGUAAUGUUUUGCCACCUAUUGCCCCAAAGCCUGGCUGUGUUCUCAUUGGAGAAGGCAUCAAUGAACCAAGAUCUCUUAGUGCAAGUAAAAUUCAGAAAAUUGCUAUUUCUUCUGAUGUAUCACUGAAUACGAUUGACAUUAAAGAGGUGGUUCCUGUGAUUCAGGUUAAAGAAAAAAAGUUUUAUAAUACUGCACCCUCGCCACAAUGCCUCUCAUAUGAGUGGCCUAGUGUAGCUCCAUUUUAUUUUCCGUCUAUAAAUUCACAUGUCCUAGCAGCCACUGAUAGACUGCACCUUGAUGUUGGUCACAAUUGGCACAAUCACAUUCGCCAACCUUUUUUGCCCACCAUGCAUCAGACAAGAAAUCCUUCUAUUGAAAGUGGCUGCAAUCGAAUCUUUGCUCGUCCAAUGCCAAUGAGUUUAGAUUGGCCCCCUAUGGUUCGAAGUGCUUCUGGAUUGGCUCCUUCACUUACAUGCAAUUAUGACUCUGGAUUUAUAUCUAGGCGACAUACAGCUUUUCAACAGAGUUUUGCUUCUCAAAAUUUUCAGUUUAAUAUGAUUGAGGAUGAUAGAAAGUAUUCUGGGGAAUUCGUUGACUUGCCAGAUCCUGCAAAUACGCCUGAAAUAGCUGAUGAAUAUGAGAGCCACUAUAUAUCAGAGGAAGAAUAUGAGGUGCAUGCUGUUUCUGGUAUGGACUAUAAUCAAUAUUUUGGUGGGGGUGUGAUGUACUGGAAUACUUCUGAUCUUCCAGGUACAGGUUUCUCUAGGCCUCCUUCCCUUAGCUCCGAUGAUAGCUCAUGGGCCUGGCGUGAAGCAGACAUGAGUAGGGCUGUUGACGACAUGGUUGCUUUCUCUUCAUCUUAUAGUACUAAUGGUUUGACUUCUCCAACUGCUACUCCAUUUUGUUCGCCUUUUGACCCUUUGGGUCCUGGACACCAGACAGUUAGUUAUGUUGUGCCAGGAAAUGAAGUGUCUAGCAAAGUGCUGCAUUCUGCAUCAGCAACGCCGGAUGGAGCAACUGAGGUGGAAGCUUCUGGAUCUUUGGCCAAUUUAUCCAAUGACUUUGAAGGGAAAACAGCUGAUUCGCUCCCUUACCCUAUUUUGCGUCCAAUAAUUAUUCCGAGCAUGCCAAGGGAGAAAAUAAAAUCAGACUUUAAGCGUGGUCAUGAUCAUAAAAGCCCACGUGUUGCACCAAAUAGGCGUGAGCAACCUCGGAUAAGACGGCCCCCCUCACCAGUGGUGCUUUGUGUUCCACGAGCUCCAUGUCCACCACCACCUUCUCCUGUGAGCGAUUCAAGGAAACUCAGGGGUUUUCCAACAGUGAGAUCUGGUAGCUCUAGCCCAAGACAUUGGGGUAUGAGAGGUCUGUUCUAUGAUGGAACUAACUCGGAAGAUGCAUGUGUUCGCAUGGAUGGUACUGAAGUUGUUUGGCCAUCUUGGAGAAGUAAGAAUCUUUCAGCCCAUCCAAUGAUCCAUCCUCUUCCUGGUGCUUUGCUGCAAGAUCAUUUGAUUGCAAUGUCACAACUUGCUCGUGAUCAAGAACAUCCAGAUGUAUCAUUUCCUCUACAACCACCUGAGUUACAGAGCUGUCCAGCACGAAAGGCAUCUCUCUCUUCAAUUCACAGGUUCCUUAAUGAUGAAAUUGACUCUUUCUGGAAGCAGGUUGCAGCUGAGAAUAUGGCUCGUAAGCCAUACAUUACUUGGGCUGUUAAGCGGGUUACGAGGUCUCUUCAAGUCCUAUGGCCAAGAUCAAGGACGAAUGUCUUUGGUUCAAAUGCAACUGGAUUAGCUCUUCCAUCAAGUGAUGUGGACCUUGUUGUUUGUCUUCCUCCAGUGAGGAAUCUGGAACCUAUCAAAGAAGCUGGGAUCUUGGAAGGACGUAAUGGUAUUAAAGAAACUUGUCUUCAGCAUGCUGCCCGGUAUCUUGCCAAUCAAGAGUGGGUAAAGAAUGAUUCUCUGAAGACUGUGGAAAAUACAGCUAUUCCGAUUAUUAUGCUUGUGGUAGAAGUUCCUGAUGACUUAAUAACUUCUGUGGGCUCUAAUGUGCAAUCACCCACAGAUGAACAAAUAGAUAAAACUGCUGAACAUGGUGACCAUACUCGUUCAGAUACUGUUGCCUUAGAAGACUCUGCUUCACCUAAGUGCUCGCAAAUAGGUGAUGGUAAUAUGAAGGGCGUCAAAUCAGUUCGUCUAGACAUCAGUUUCAAGACGUCCUCACAUACAGGACUCCAAAAUACUGAACUGGUGAAGGAGCUGACUGAGCAAUUUCCAGCUGCUACACCUCUUGCUUUGGUACUAAAACUGUUCUUAGCAGAUCGUAGCCUGGAUCAGUCUUACUCUGGUGGCUUAAGUUCAUAUUGUCUGGUGUUACUUAUUAUACGUUUCCUACAGCAUGAGCAUCACCUUGGACGGCCUAUCAACCAAAACUUCGGAAGCCUUCUGAUGGAUUUUCUUUACUUCUUUGGGAACGUGUUUGAUCCCCGGCAAAUGCGUAUUUCUGUACAGGGGAGUGGAGUAUAUAUAACCAGAGAAAGGGGUCAUAGCAUUGAUCCUAUACACAUCGAUGAUCCUCUUUUCCCAACAAAUAAUGUGGGGAGAAAUUGCUUCCGGAUACAUCAGUGUAUCAAGGCAUUUUCAGAAGCCUAUUCUAUUUUGGAGGAUGAGCUUAGCUGCCUAUCAAGUAACACCGAUUCAUCUUGUAACCCACCAUGUAUAUUGCUUCAAAAAAUCAUCCCAAGUAUCGCUUUAUCAUAGUGGCUUAGUUUUAGGAAUCUUCACUAAAGCUGAAGUCCUCACCACAAUGGGAGCAUUGGGUCUUGAUUAUUUACUGAAACUCCCUUUGGAAUGUGCUCCAUGUUGAUCAUUUUUCUAUUAUGCCAACCCGAUUCUUCAAGCAAUUUUUGAUGUUUGUGGCCAGAUAUUAUAGCCUCAAUCAACUUUUGGUGUGAUGCACAGCCAAUCUUGCAAUUGAUCAUUCCAAGUAAAUGAUGCUCCAGUUUAGUUCAAAAUUGAUUGUGCUACUUUAUGGUUCGAAGUAAAACUGAAAGGGAUGCCAAAAUGGAAUGUUGUGUUAAAUAGUUAGUUUGGAGCUGAGCUGAUUGUGGUGCCAUUGGCCACAGUUAGCAUAUGAACUCUGUCAUGCCAACUGAACAAAACAUUGUUCAUUCUAUCAGAUGCCAUUAUUUGUACGAAGGUACUUGUUAUGAUGGAAGGGAGAUUAGGGUUUGAUCAGAAGGAAUUGAGGAUUACUCGAGGAAGGCAUUUUGGGAAAAAAUGGAUGAAAUUGGAAAA